AUGGAGACUCAUGUUGAUUCUUCGAAGGUAUAUGAGGUUUGUAAAAAAGUUUUUCAUGAUUGGAGUUGGGCUUCUAAUGCCAGUUGUUGUAUGAAAGGUACUCGUAUAAUCAUAGGAUGGGAUGCGAAUGUGGUCGAUGUGAUGAUUUUGGAUCAGUCCGAUCAGGUAAUCCAUACCCAAAUCAUGUUUAAGGUGGAUAAAAAAUCAUUUUUUUGUUCCUUCAUUUACGCUGAUAAUAACUAUAAGAACAGAAGAAUCCUUUGGCAAAAUCUUUAUGGGCAUCAUUCCUUCAUUUGGGAUAAACCGUGGGGGUUAAUGGGAGACUUUAAUGCUGCUACGUUCUUGGAAGAUUCGCUUUCUGGGUCCUCAAGUACUAAUAUAGCCUCAAGGGAAUUUAAGGAAUGUUUAGAGAAGGUAGAGGUUUUUGAUGUGAACUGUUAUGGCUUGCAUUUUACAUGGACUAAUAGACGAGAUAAAGGUGAUGCCGUAUACAAGAAAAUUGAUCGAAUUCUUGGUAACGUGCAUCUUAUUGAUGCUUUUCCUGCAGCGGCGGCUUAUUUUCAUCCUUAUCGUAUUUCGGAUCACACUCCUUGUUUUUUAUUGCUUCCGAAUGUUGCAAGGGAUAGGCCGAAACCAUUUAAAUUUGUUAAUUUGCUGGCUGAAAAGGAUGGGUUUCUGGACGAGGUUAAACAGGUUUGGAGUAAAGAGGUAGAUGGGUUUCGGAUGUUUCAAGUUGUUAACAAACUAAGGAUGCUGAAAACUCCAUUAAGAAAAUUAUUUUAUAAGCUGGGAAAUUUGCAUGGUAAGGUUGUUAGUGCUAGAAAAGCUUUGGAUGAUUGUCAGAUUUCUAAAGAUGCUGAUCCGUUGAACAAUGAGCUGAAUGUCCAGCAUGGUCAGCUUCUUCAAGAAUACAAGGAUGAUGUGCAUGAUAAAAGUUCAUAUUUACAACAAAAGUCUAAAGUUGAGUGGUUAUCAUUGGGGGAUACGAACUCCAAGUAUUUCCAUAAUAUUGUUAAAGCGAAGAAUCACAAAAGUAGGAUUUUUGCGAUAAGAGAUGUGAAUGGUAUUUUACACAAGGGCGGAAUGGUUCCUAAAGCGUUGGUGGAUCAUUUUUCUAUGUUUUUCGGUUCUGUUGGAGAGGUUAGUAUGCAACCAGCUCCUGAUUUGUUUCGGAAAGUGCUCUCGGAUGAGAAGGCUAUGUUUAUGGCCCGUGAUAUUACGGAUGAGGAGAUUAAAGGUGCCAUGUUCGCGAUCGCUGGGAACAAAGCCCCGGGCCCGGAUGGGUUUACAUCGGUGUUUUUCAAAAAAAUCUUGGGAUGUAGUGGGUAA
This is a messenger RNA of Helianthus annuus (common sunflower), 1329 nucleotides long. RefSeq lists its product as uncharacterized. The transcript has a single exon. Bases 1 to 1329 code for a protein of 442 amino acids. The record is from RefSeq and is a predicted model, not a curated record. NCBI's taxonomy places the organism in Eukaryota, Viridiplantae, Streptophyta, Magnoliopsida, Asterales, Asteraceae.